UCCACCACAUACUCUCCUCUAUAAAUGCCCCCCUCACAACAUAAUUUUUUUUCCCACAAUUUAUCAGUUAAAAUAUAAAAUUUCAUUCUCUCCCAAAUUAAACACACAUGCAGACAAUGGAAGGACGACAAUAUAAUUACCAAGACAGCAUAAACAGGAGCUCCUCCAUGGUGGUGCCUCACUCGCCGUGGCACUCUCCGGUUCCUUAUCUCUUCGGUGGUUUGGCCGCCAUGUUGGCUCUCAUCGCGGUCGCUCUUCUCAUUCUCGCCUGUUCUUACUGGAGACUCUCCGGCUCCGCUCAGAGUGAUCUCGAGGCCGGAGAUGAUGCUAAACCCGACAAUGACACUAACAAGUCUAAGCCCAUGGCGAUGCCGGAGAAGUUUCUCGUCAUCAUGGCCGGUGAUGUCAAACCUACAUACUUGGCUACGCCGGCGACUCGGUCUGAGCAAAGCUGUACUUGCGGCGAUCAUAACGCAGAAGAAGGAAGAGGAGGUUAGUGAUCAGGUGGUACGGCAGAGCACCGGAGGUUACGGUGAGCCGUCAUUCAUCUUUUGAAAACAGAGCAAUCGUUACGGAGUACUCUGGAUUGUUUAAACCGGAAUCAAUCCAUCCGGUCUUUUUGUGUCGGGUCGGUUCAUAAUUACGCCAACCUUACGUGAGCGGAUAUAGUUAGAGUUUUAUUUACUUCGUAUGGUUUUUUUAUUUUGGUUGUCUUAGUUUUCUUCUAAUUUUUGCCGUUUAUGGGUCAUGAAUUUUGAAUAGAUUAUGGUUUUGGACUAGUGAUAAAAGAUGGAACUAAAACUUGACUGACAAAUUAAGCGAUAAAAGAUAUAUAAUGCAAGUAAAAUUAAAUACAA
This is a messenger RNA of Arabidopsis lyrata subsp. lyrata, 857 nucleotides long. Its product is annotated as protein GLUTAMINE DUMPER 2. The record is from RefSeq and is a predicted model, not a curated record. NCBI's taxonomy places the organism in Eukaryota, Viridiplantae, Streptophyta, Magnoliopsida, Brassicales, Brassicaceae. Bases 108 to 497 code for a protein of 129 amino acids. Gene Ontology annotation, biological process: regulation of amino acid export. The transcript has a single exon.